Molecule: messenger RNA, 2886 nt
Organism: Pecten maximus
Lineage: Eukaryota; Metazoa; Mollusca; Bivalvia; Pectinida; Pectinidae
Product: endophilin-A3-like
Exons: 11
Coding region: 102-1220 (372 amino acids)
Biological process (GO): synaptic vesicle uncoating
Cellular component (GO): cytoplasm; glutamatergic synapse; presynapse
Molecular function (GO): protein binding
Source: RefSeq, a predicted model, not a curated record
CGUCACGGUGGGAGUAGAUCCCGACGACGUAGACACAGGAGUGAAAACCUGUUUUUACCUUUUCAUUGAUAUAUACAGUUUUGGUACCGUAACCCGUCAAAAUGUCUCUCGCGGGUCUUAAAAAACAGUUUAACAAGGCGAACCAGUAUAUGAGUGAGAAAAUUGGAGGCGCUAAAGGUACAGAGCUAGAUGAUGAUUUUAUGGAAAUGGAAAGGAGAAUUGAUGUAAUGGAAAAAUUAGUAUCUGACCUGAUAAAUAAAACACAAGAAUUUCUUCAACCAAACCCAGCUUCCAGAGCAAAGAUAUUUGCUGCAAAUUCGUUUUCAAAAAUGCGAGGCCAAGCCAAGAAUACGUCAUAUCCCCAGCCGGAGGGAACUUUGGGAGAGCACAUGAUAAAGCAUGGCAAGGACUUGGGAGAAGAGAUGGAGUUUGGGUCCUGUCUGGUGGAGGCGGGGGAGAGCUUCAAACAGCUGGCCGACCUCAAGUAUUCCAUGGAGGACACAGUGAAACAGAACUUCCUGGAACCUCUUGGCCUGCUGCAGACUAAAGACAUCAAGGAAGUCAAUCACCACAGGAAGAAGCUGUCUGGGCGACGACUGGACUUUGACUGUAAGAGGAGGAAGAAGGAUAAAGAGUCCGGAGCACAGAAGUCAGGGUCUACCGUCACAGAUGAAGAGAUCAGGGUCGCUGAAGAAAAGUUCGAGGAAUCAAAAGAACUUGCUGAAACAGCUAUGUUCAACUUAUUAGAAAAUGAUGUGGAGCAGAUAGCACAGUUGCAGUCAUUUAUUGAGGCAGAAGUGGAUUACCACCGAUCAGCAGUAGAUGUACUACAAAACCUUCUCACCACUUUGGAUUCGAAACGUAACCAUGCCAUGUCGCGACCAAAAGCAGAACAUGUACCAAAGAGAGCUUCAUUCAGAAACAGGACACCAUCGCCAGCCAACUUCUAUGAGUCGACCAAUGACUUUGACAGUGGGAGUACCAACAGCUACAAUUUUAACUCCUCCCCACAAUAUGCACAAGCUGAGAAGAAGCAGCCUUGUUGUGAAGCAGUGUACGAUUUUGAGCCAGAAAAUGAAGGUGAACUUGGCUUUAAGGAGGGUGACAUCAUCAACCUUAUUUCUCAGAUUGACGAGAAUUGGUACGAGGGCUCGGUCCAUGGAACCACUGGCUUCUUCCCGGUCAACUAUGUCACGGUAGUAGUGGACCUCCCUCACUGAGGGACAAUGUCUGCUACACUUGCAGAAUGGACUGGGAUUACAAGUUCACACCAUCAGUUUUGUCUUUUGCAUAUCUAGAGAGUUUAAACAAUUUAUCUGUUGUCCGAGACUACUGCUCAGACAAGAUGCAAUCGGAACAAUGGCGACCCUGCUCCCUGCUCAGAUACAAGGCACUAACUUCCAGUAGAACUUACAGGCCUUAUACAUGGAUUUCUGGUUACUCUAUAACUUACAUAUAUAAAUUACAAUGUAUAAAUAAUAACAUCAGAGAAUUAUUUGGCAUAACUCAGACUUUUAUCUAACAGAUAUUGCUAUGUAGAGAAAAUUUUACUCCACAAAAAAGUUUAUUGAUGAAUGGUUAUCCCAUCUAUGGGGUUCAUAUUUUUUCCAAAUAUUUGUUCCAAGUAUGUUAACCAGAGUAUAAUGAUGAGGAAACUUUCGGAUGAAACUGUUUUCUGUUGGGAGUUUCACUCUCACAGGAUAAUGUUUAAUUAAACACUAAAAGCAUUACAGUGUAGGACUUGUCCAGCUAAGUCAUGCUGUAAAUAGUACACCUUGGCCCUCCAUAUAGCGCCAUGUGAUCGAGAGAAGGACAGAUGAAAGUUAAAAACGAAUCAAAGAAUGGACAUUCUACAUCAAAUUCAUGGCAUUGCAUUCUAUAUAAAAAGCCAAAUAUAUGUGAGAUACCGUAUUCAUGUUUCAUCAUACUGCCAACACCACACCUGUGCGAGGACAUUGGAACUGAAGGUUUAUUGUUAAAUCUUUUGUUAAGUUUAACAGACUUCCUUUGAGAGAAGCUGAUUCCAUGUUAAGACGCUGUUAUGUUUCAUGUGAAUAUGUUGAUUGAAAGUGAACCAUCACCAUGCAUCGCGAUAGUUCGGGAAAUAUCUGUCUGCAAUAGAGUGAAAUCCAGUAGUUUCGUAUAUGGUUUGUGAUUUUCCACAGUAAAAGAUUAUGUUUGGUAAUAAUAAUUAACGAGAGUAUAAAUGUACUAGAGCAGUCAGUUGUGAUCUUCAAAUUAAUAUUAUAUUGCUUAGUGUAUGAAUAGAGUAGCUGUGGAUGGAGAUUACAGUACUCGGAUGUUACCCGUAUUUAUCUUGUCGUAAGCCCAAUGGGCCCCAACACAUGCACCUCCAAUUUAGGGGGUAGGCUUAUCACAAGAAGAUGAAAUAAUAUGGAUUUGUUGGUAGAUUUACUGAACAGGUAUUUCAGCUUAUUGCCAUAUAAAUGAAGUAUGAUGCAGUAUUCCAGAUAGCUAGUCUUAUAUUUGUGCUUGUAUAUCUGAUCUGACGGUCAUUCAGGUGAGAUAUCAAUAUCAUGAACAUUUUUCUAAAAGAAUGAUAUACAUGUAUACGAUUAUACAUUUGGAAUUUGUUCAUUGGGCAUUUAUAUUGACGUAGAUAUACAAACUACCUAUCUUGAAAAAAUGUGUGACGAAGAGGAGACUUCUCCGAGUAUAAGUAAGACUUUAGCUUAGCUCUCAACCACACAUAUUGAGAAAGAGACUGGUUGAAUUUUUCAGAAUUUGCAAAACUUGAAAAACUGUAAUGAGUGAUCACAAAAAAUUAAUCCAGGAGUUGUAGUCUCACAUUUGUUUGAGGGGAUGUAUGUUGUGUGUAAGGUAAUAGCUUUUUUGACAUGUUACUCGGAUAAAAAAGAAUAAGAU